AUGGAGGCUACGGAUCCUAAAAAUAAAAACUAUCAAUCCGAUGUAGAUGGUAUUCUCGAUCCAGAAAACGAAACUCCUAUAGAAGAUGACAUUAAAACAUUUCAUGACAAAAUUAGGGAAAAGGUAGACGGUUGCCAUCAACUUCAAAAACAAUGGUACGACAGAGCAACGACCGAAGAAAAGAAGCAACGAGCGAAACGCGAAUAUAGUGACAAAGGCGAGCAUGUGAUCAACAAGAGUAUUAUCGAACUUGAGGAUGGCAUUAUUAAGGAAAUUAUGGGAAAAAAAGAUUAUCAAAUCUCUGAUAGGGAUCUGGAGAGAGCUGGAAAAAUACUAAAGGAAAGUCUCGCACCCAAUCGUACCACUGAAUACGAACGUGCUAAACAAUUUAUUGAAGACACAACAGCCACGUAUACCUAUACAGAUUUUUACUAUGACACUAAUGGUGCAUUGUAUAAAGCCUUUCUUCUUCUUCUUCGUCAAUGUGCUAGAAACUACUUCUGGUGCAUCUACUGCAAAGAGGAUAACGAACAACGAAAACGCUGUAAGCUGGCUCUUAAAACGACAAUUCGAUUUAUGAUCGAAAACCAAAUUUUUGUCGACAAACUCGCAUUAGAAACUUUCAUGAGUCAAACAACAAGCAAAGGCAAAGCAGAAGCAGCAAACCGAUAUGAAGAUGCACGCAAAAUGGUUCAAGGCAAGUUGCAUUACUUGGAAAAAAGUCUUGAAGACGCCGCCCAAACAUUAUCAAAAUGCUAA
Molecule: messenger RNA, 759 nt
Organism: Rotaria socialis
Lineage: Eukaryota; Metazoa; Rotifera; Eurotatoria; Philodinida; Philodinidae
Source: the annotation of a GenBank genome assembly